AGAAACUUUACAUUUCAAUGAUUCUUGUGGAGGCAUUGUGGAUGAAAAAUAGAUUAUUUUUGAAAAUAUUCGAACAAUGUAGUCGGCCACCUGAGAAUGGAAGUGAAAAACGUUAAUCUACGAUUAUCCUUCGGUAGAUUUUGAACUAUGUUAAUUUAAUUAGAGAGUCUACCUGUCGUGAAACAAUUCCUAACCCCAGAAGGGUGCGUUCACUGGCACAUGAGUAGAAAAAAAAAACAAACAAAAAUUAAAUGCAAAAACUUAACGAACUCGAACGUAGUAUUGGUAGUCACACGUGUGAUUCAGUGCUUGCUACACUCUGUGACACUGAAACUACAAAUCAUGCAUGGAAAAAAUGGAUAUGAUUAUGACCUUAUGGCAUGUUAUUGAUAUAAUGGGAACCGUGACUAUAGCGUCGCCUUUGGCGGAAAUACAGACGUCAUCCCAAAGUAAUUACUAAAGUUCCAUUACGUUCAAGUGACACAAGUUUAAGAAAAGAAUUUCUAAAAAGUGGAGACAAUACUUUAACUUUGCCAUAACCACUGUCCAUUUUCAUGGUACACAUAUAUUAUUGUUUAUGUAUAAUUUCCAUUAAUAAUUUUAUAAACAAUUUAUUUUUUAUUACUUCUGAAAAUAUAGCGUGUUCUAAGGCUUUUAUAGGGAUUUCGCAGCAUAGCGUGAUGGAAUUGUAAACUGCUCUACUUGCAAUAACAUUUAGCACGCAAUAGUUAGAGCCAAACUUUUACGUCCUCUAGCAAAAGUUUUCUAAGCUUCAAAACAGACCGUAGUGAGGGGGAAUGUAUUGAUUGUAAUCAUUUUUACCACGCUUUCUGUAGUUAAAGAACAAAACGAAAACGUAUGCUAUCGAUCAAACCUAACUGACUUUGCACCGAACUGAAAUUCAACACCUUGGAAACGCAAAUUGAAGGGCUGUAGGAGGUCCUUCCUCAAAGCACCGCGAACUAUGCAACGGAAAGAACAAUCCAGUCUUCGAUGCGAUGGCCCAUUUUCCAUUGCUAGGUUAACUGAGGCAAGCAGAAAUGUUUUGAGUAGCAUAUUGAGUGUUUCAUUUUUUUUCUCCAAAAAUUCGUUAUAUUUUUGAUUGGAAAUAGUGUCUAACCAGUCAUUAUACAGACCACCGGCGAGUAGCGAUAGUGAAAAAGGUGUUUAUUUGUCCACAAUAUAGGAAGUGUGCGUGAUGAGCGAUGCAGCCACGACUGUACGCCCGAAAAAGUGAAAUGAAAUGAGAUUAAAAUCGAAAAGUGUACCCUUGUGUAUCAAUGGUGAAAUGAUUGAAAUUGUGCAAUAAUGUCAUUAAAAUAAUUACUUCACUGUGUGUGGCAAAGUGAUUGGAAGCGCGUACCAUGUUGCAUAAGUGAUUAGUGUACGAAGCAGUGACAACAAUAGUAAAAAAGCUCAAAAUCAAUCACCCGCUAUCGGAAAUUGUUUGAUCUAACAGUGAAAACACGACAGUGUGACGCCACGAUGGAUAGCGAUACUGAUUUCGAGAGAACCAUCAACAACGCCAUGGAUGCGCUAGAAAACGCCAUCGAGAACGGUUUCGACGAAGACUUCAAGGAACGAUACGACCAUCGUUUUGAGGGCAGCUGGUCAGAUAAUAAUCUCAACGAAAAACAACUAUACACGGAAGCCGAAAAGGAAGAGCCUGUCUACAUUGAAGAAUGCAAGUCUUACGAAACAUUUGACCCGUCGUACGAACCACCACCGAACCUUGAACUGCAGCCAUGUCCCAUCUGUUUGAGAAAGUUUGCACCGGCGUCGUUAUCCAAACAUACCGGUAUUUGUGAGCGAGUUCAAACGAAAAAACGGAAACCGUUCGAUUCCUCUCGCCAGCGACGGGAAGGGACCGAGCUUGCGUCUUACCUGCCGAAGAAUUUUGGACUCCCUCAAAAGACGGUAAGCUCCUCAAAUGAGGCCAUACCCGUCAGGAAACUAAGCCUCAGCAAAACACCUACUUUUGAGCGCAAAGAGUUCAGCCCCACAACGAUGUCUACAUCAAUGCCUAGCGCGAGUACACCAAAGCCGGCUUUAAAGCGUAGCAUGUCACAGCAGAACGAACCAUGUCCAUACUGCGAGCGAUGCUUUGGCAUGAAAGCAUACGAUCGACAUGUCGAGUGGUGCCGUGAGAAGGCAAUACUCAAUCGAAACGUUAACAACAACCAAAGCAUUUCGGCAGCAAAGGAAAGACUUCAAGCAAGAAUUCAAUAUAAAGCCCCGCAAAUACGAUCAAAACGUGCCUUAAACCGGGAAAAAUAUUCAGGAAGCUUGAGUUGCAGUGGUUCAACAAACAGCCUUGCCGAGUUAGAUCUACACAUGCCACGCCACAAUUCGAUGAGUUCAUCCGUCUCGAGCGAUAAUAGAAAGUUCCAUCUAUCACCACAUUCAUUGCAGCAUAGCUCCUUGGGCAUCGGUGUGAGCAUCACCAAGAACCCUAAGAACACUAAACGAGAAGACGCCGACAAGGCUACGAAAAGAACCAAGACAUUUACUCUUAGUAGUGAACGACUACUGCCUAACGAUACUACGAACAAUAACACCAGCAUCCACAAUAAAAACAAUACUUAUUGUAAUCACAGCAACAACAACAUCACCAACAACAACAACAAGAACAACAACAACAUCAGUAACAACAAUAACAAUAACCUUAACAACCGAAAUGAACCCGGUUGCCGUACUCAACUAAAAAACCUACUCAACCGUUCCGCGCAAGAGAACAACGGGCUGGCAAACAAACAGCAUAAAUUUCGGACAGCUGAGCGAAAAGUUGAGAAGUUCGAAAUCAUUGGUCACAACCAUAGCGAGCGAAUUGCCCAUCGGCCGAUCAUCACGCAAACCGUACGGUGUACGAGCAACAGUGGAUACAGCCCUGACCGUUACGAUCCAUUCCUGUCUGCCAGACGACAGCUCGAGGAAUUAUUUUCCCCUGCCACUUCUUUGAUCCAUACCAGUUCUCCAAGCAGUACUACCAGCACGUCACGUCUCAAUCAAAUGAGCCCGAAUGGUGGUACUGCAAACGACAAAUCAGCGAGUGGCAACGCAACGAAACAUACGCCCCACAACUCGAACUUCCGGCGUGCGUACUCCCUACGAAUGCCGCGCAAAGUAUCUCGCCCAAUGUAUGUGGAGAAAGCUAAAUCAAACAUACAGAAGGGCAUAACCGAUGACGGCCCGGUGUCACCGAAUUUUCUGAAAUCCUCCGAGUAUGACGAACUGCCGAUCAAAUCGACGUUUAACGCACUGCAGAUGGCGGAGCCGAAACCGAAACUGCGUGAUUCCAGCACAGUUCGAAAGAAUCUCAAGCUGGAGAUUAGGGAUCCGAACAAUCCGGCUGGCGGGGAGAUACCGCUGUCGAAAACAGACUCAUUAGCCGUGUUUCUGAAGUACGAAAACGAGCUAGCAUUAAGUGAAAAGGACAUGAAGGACAAAAGUAAUAGUCUCAGUAAGCGGACAUCAUCACUCAGUGCCGAGGUAAAUCAGCAAAAGAAACAGGAGGUUUUGAGCGUAGCUCCUAGUCCAGUGAAAGCUAACGAAACAAUUACAGUCGACGAAGAGCAGCAAAAACACAAGAAAAAUGUCCAAGCGAUCGAGGAUGAAACAGCGAAAAAGCAAACACAAAAGCUAGUUCCAAUAAAACUGGAACCGAUCAACAUUACCUACAACAGUAACAAUGCAAGUGAAGUCACUGAUAUUAAGCCAGUGGUCAUAUCACUAGAUGCAAUUAUUGGAAAGCCUAGUAUUAAAAAACAGAAAGAACCACAGGUGGACAGUGACAAUCGUGCUGAUAACAGCUAUAUCGAUCCAAAGCUUAUAAACAAAUGUGAUAAUUUACCGAUAAAUCUUGUCAUGCCUUCUACAAAAGAUGCUGAUGGUAGUUGCAGCAGUAGGAAUAGCAACACCAUUGGCAACAUUUGUUCGGAUGGAAACCAGCUCGCUUUAAAAACUAUCGAGCCGAAAGUGGAACGAUCUGCUGUAAUAUCGCCACCUCCCAGGGCCUCGCUCAGUGUGGCUCCAAAACCACCAGAACGAACGCGAAACGAAACUUGUUUCGAUUAUCGAAAAAGCAACAACGAACCUAGCAGCAGCGAACCUAGCACAAGCAAUAACAGUAGUCCCACAACGAGUCAUUCCUCCAGCCCAGUGGAUCAUAGGAUAAGCAAGAAUAGUACAAACUGUGACAAACGGCCGCAGCUCAAUCGACAAGAUCGAGAAGAUUCGGGAUACCGCACAGGACAAGAGUCUGGGCAGUCGGAUGUGCAUGAGCAACCCAAGAAGCCUUCCCCAUCGCCGUCAGCAUCCAAGAACAAUGAGGAUAACAUGCCCAAAAAUCCCGCGUUCAAACCGACGUACAAGCUAAACCGGUUGAUAUCCCCAUCGUCAGCUUUGAAUAAUUUUAGCAACACGCUACCAUCGUCAAACAGCACAGCGCCGUCCACCCCUGUUAACCGUGACCGUCCAACGAUAUCUUCGGCACUCGAGCAAUUCGAUGUUGACGAAUUCAUGCAAUCGCUGGAAGAUUUGCAUAGACAAUCACCAAUCAGUGCGAGGGAGUACAAACAUUCGUUGUUUGUCCAUUCCAACAGCUCCGUCACCAGUCGGAGUGUAGCCUCCAGUCAAUCCGAUCAUACUAAUAAUAACAAGCGAAGCAACAGUCUCGACAGUGGACAUGGUAAUUCGGUUGCCAACUCGAUCCGCUACGUACGCAAACACGAAAGUAGUGGCGUGCCAAGAAUGGAUGUGUGUGUGCGGAAUGGUAGUGGCACAGCCAGUAAUAAUAACAGUAGCAAUAGUAGUAGUAGCUUUAGUAGUCCUAGCCAUUACAGUAAUAGUAACAACAGUAACUCUUACUACAACAGCAGUUCGACUAAUAACAACAAUUCACAUAAUCACAGCACCAGUGCUAGCAAUGCCAAUGAUGCUGCAAAGUGCGCUGAAGUUGUUCAUCCGCUGGGCCAGCAAAUGAAUUACGCUCGAAACUCUCCAGCCAUCGCCCAUCGGCGGAGAAGCGAGGAUGCAGCGGGCAUAUCGCUUCCUGCUGUACCGCCAUUGCCUAGUAGUAACACCGGUGGAAGCGGUGCCUUAUCCAGCUUGCAGAACUUACCAAACAUUCAUAAAGCAACAGCGGCGGAUACAUUGCUUAAUGGAAAUAAUAAGACUAUGCAACAACCCGGAACGCUUCCUUACUACUCAUCGCCGAGUCCAGUCAACGGUAGGAAGAACAGCUACAGUAACAAAUCAUAUCACGCUAAUAAUACCGGUACGUCCGCAUCGACUCCGGCAUCAUCUCACCUAACCGGAAACGUACACGAACCGCGCUAUCCAGCGGAAUCGUUCGAUCAUCUUGAGCGCGAUCUGCUGAAAAGCGUGCAAGAACUAAAUCGCAUGUGCGGCUCCUCGUCCUCGGUAUGUUCGAUCGAUUCCGAGGAGUUGUACAGCGUGGAAGACUACCCGCUUAACAAACGAUCGUCUGAACGAUCGCAAGCCAGUGCUGAUUCAGCCUAUCGCAGCAGUCUAUCUACGCAGUCACCACCAGACUACGCACCCCCUGUGCCUAUACGCCAAGCACGGCCGAAUUCUCGCAGCUCAACUACCAGUCAGAGCCAACCGGCGCAGUCAACGAACGAACCGUUCAAUAGCCUUUCGUUACACACAGCCCUUCCACCGAUCACGACCGCUAUUAUCAAGGGCCACAGAAUGGAGGCCCAUCUCAUGAAAGAUAGUCCAGAGGGGGGCCCGAAUCUGAUCAUGAAUCCAAUGUCCAAAUUUUGCCAUGAAUGUGGCGCACGCUUCAUGAUUAGUAGCGCUAAGUUUUGCAUGUCGUGCGGCGUACGACGAAUUAUGCUGGAUUAGAUUGAAAUAUCAUUUCUUAUAUGUAAUACACGACAUUUUUAUUUAAGAUUCUGUUAAAAUCAACCAUCUACUCGAGUCUCGCUAACAGAUUAAAAGUUGUACUGACAAGGAUUGUUUAUGUUACCACACCAAAUUAUUAGAUAAUCCAUUUAAAACUACUCAAAUAUAUGCAAACAAUAAAACAGAUACGUGGUAAUUGAACUUUUUAAAGCACCGCAUAUUAACAAAGACUGAACACUGUUCUACCGAUAUUAAGUAGACCACCUGCUAAUGAGAACGCUAUGUUGAUACAAUUAUCUGUUUCCGCAUUUACUACCACUCUUCAUGAUUUAGCAUUGUUAAGUGAAGAAAUGUAAUACACUCACACUUAAAACAAAUUUAACAUUCACCAUAAAUCACCAAGAUAUUAGACAUUAUAAUUAACAAUGCAAUUAAGUUUUAAAAUCUGUAUUUUUGUUUUUAUAAUUUAAUAAUUCACUUGCUAAUGAUAAUACAUGGAUUGGAAAUCGUGCAUUAAACAAACCCGACAACUAAAGUGAACAUAAUUGUUGAUUAUACGUGCUACAAUGGUAUUAAAUGAUAUAUUAAAUGAUACAAUCAUACAAUUGAAAAAAUCUAUCUUCCUAAAUUAUUUAAACCAUUUUAGAUCAGCUUUUUAAUAACUUCAAAUCUAAUACAUACCAAUAUAAUUCCUUGCAAUCUUUCAUGUCCUGUUGUUUUUUUCUCUACAAUACUAAGCACGGAUGAUCGUCAAUUACAUCACGGUGAAAUCAAAACAUUUGAGAAUAUAUUGCUGUGAGGAACAUUACUAAUUUCACUUCACAUUUCUGCUGAAGUGAUGGUAAUAAACUACUUUUGCAAAUACAAAGUCGUUUGAAUAGAUCAUGAUUCAUGAAACUAAUAAUGCUUUCAGCGUGUUACAGUACGGUGGGAAUUGAUGUGGAAUCAACAGAAAAACUAUUUCUAGACCUUUGUUGUUAAUGACUAAUCAAAGUGAGAUAACUAUACAAGACAAAUACUGUCGUGAAAAUGAUCAUACAAAAUGAAAUGUCAUGAAUGAAAUAACGUUCUGUGGAAAAUACUGAAUAAUUUCGAAACUGGAACUUCUGAUAGAUAAAUCAAGUGUUAAUAUUUUAACGAAUUCAAUAAAAAAUAACAAACA
Anopheles gambiae (African malaria mosquito) is the source of this 7030-nucleotide messenger RNA. RefSeq lists its product as uncharacterized. The transcript has 9 exons. The coding region runs from base 1486 to 5868 and encodes 1460 amino acids. The record is from RefSeq and is a predicted model, not a curated record. NCBI's taxonomy places the organism in Eukaryota, Metazoa, Arthropoda, Insecta, Diptera, Culicidae.